Messenger RNA from Penicillium arizonense, 372 nucleotides. RefSeq lists its product as uncharacterized. Bases 1 to 372 code for a protein of 123 amino acids. The record is from RefSeq and is a predicted model, not a curated record. The transcript is spliced from 2 exons. Lineage: Eukaryota; Fungi; Ascomycota; Eurotiomycetes; Eurotiales; Aspergillaceae.
AUGUCUACACCCCAGUUCAAGCUGAUCUUCCGCGUGCCACCAUCCCACCUGACGUUGUGCAAAGAGGCCGUGUUCUCCGCUGGCGCUGGAAAAUAUCCGGGCGGCCGCUACUCCGAGGUCAGCUUUGAGACUCUCGGCAUCGAUCAGUUCCGGCCCAGUGCGAACUCCACCCCCUAUAUCGGCCAGCCAGGUGUAUUGGUGCAGGUUGAGGAGUACCAGGUUGAGACACUUUGCGUCGGUGUGGGGGUUAUGCGAGAGGCUGUGAAGGCGCUACGAAAGGCGCAUCCUUACGAACAGGUUGUUGUUGAGGUGAUUCAGCUGGUGCAUAUCGAGGAUCUCGAUCGAUUGGAAGAUGGGUUUGAUGUGCCUUAG